Molecule: messenger RNA, 2526 nt
Organism: Fundulus heteroclitus (mummichog)
Lineage: Eukaryota; Metazoa; Chordata; Actinopteri; Cyprinodontiformes; Fundulidae
Product: acetylcholinesterase collagenic tail peptide
Exons: 15
Coding region: 1105-2163 (352 amino acids)
Source: RefSeq, a predicted model, not a curated record
UUUUAUGGCCUUAGAGGCCUUUAUUUGAAAGUGGACGAACAGGAAAUGGGUUUGAGAGAGGGGGAAGACAUGUGGCAGGUCCACUGGCCAGCAGUCAAUCUGGGAUAGGCGUGUGUAAGUGUAAAUGUAAUGGAGGAUGUGGCCUAAGGAGAUCAACGCCCUUUAUCAAGGUGGGCAUAGUUAUUAGCCCCAAAUAGCCCAAAAAGAGAUUUAUCUGACACUUAAAAGCCAAACAUUGUUUCAUAGGGAGGAAGAACUGUGAAGAUAUUGGGGCGUGACUUCAGAACCAUCUGAAGUCUUGUGGCAAAUACUUGGUAGGUGCAAAAGAAAGGUGCUGAGUAAAUUUAGAAAAAGGAAAAUUGCCUGCUAAAUAUGAGAUGAAUUAAAGUGGAAGAAAACCAGGAGUUCAUUCUCUCAAAGUGCUGUCAUACAAUGCACCGCAUGGCUCGCCUGUAAAGAUGACUACAAGAUGACACGGGCCGCUUCCUGACUGGCCUAAACUCCAUCAAGAAGUUGUAGAUGUUUGUAAAAGACAACAGUCCACUUCUGGUAGGCUUUGGCUGCUUCCAUCAGAUCGGUGCAAAACCAGGAGUUCAGUCAGAACAUGUGACUGAACGCCAGAUCUCCACCUGGUUUAAAUGUUGGAGACACAUACCAAUGGAUGGUAGAAGAGAGGCCCCAGACUCCUGAACAAUGUGGUUUAGUGAAGGGAUACAGAACAGUCACUGAAUCUGGGCUUUUCCUCACUGCCUCUGCUGCUUGUCUUUAUUUGGGGGGGGGGGGGCAGCAAUUAUUGUCCAUCUGACACAUUUACACUUAUAGAUUUGUAAAAGCCUAAAUGAUUUGUUUCUAACCCUACAAUUGAAAGGGUUUGCAUUUUUCCCCGUUUUCUUUCUGGCCAUGACUGAAAUCAGUCGGCUGCAGACGUUGCUGUCUAACCUGACAGGCUGACAUACAACUGCUCUAACAGAAGAUGCCAGGGGCUACUUUCUGCUCGGAGCUUUGAUGAGCAAGCUCCUUUUCUGGCUCACUGUUUAAGUAAUUAUCUGAUUAUUUUUGCUGAGCUCUGCCUGCGGCUGCGCUGCCUUUCUACACUUUAUUGAGAUGAGCCGGAUUCAGGCGUGCAAGCUUAGCAGAUUGUGCUCCAGCUCUGCAGGGCGAGAGCUUCUAGAGGAUUCAGCGACGAGGAAGAGAAGAUAUGCUGACGGUGCUGGUUCUGGGAUGGACUGCGUUGCUUUCUGGCCUCCCAACUGCAGCCUCCUCUUUAAUAUCAAGGUUUUACUUCUUUCCGUUAUCGGCUUGCAUGCAGGAUUUCCUGUGAGUAGAGGCAGCAAGUGGUCGGCUCGGAAAUGUGAACUCUUCAUCCCACCUCCUCUACCUCCUCCUAUGUUUCCUCCAAUCAAACGCAAAGCAGAACUGAUGGUUGAUAUGACAGAACACAUCACAGGACCCAUAGGAGAAAAGGGCUGCAGAGGGCCGAGAGGAGCAAAGGGUAAGCCAGGUGUGAUGGGUCCACAAGGAGAACCAGGACCACAAGGUCCUCUGGGAAAGCCAGGCCAAAAGGGAGAGAAAGGUGAGCGUGGCUGGAGAGGCUUGUAUGGAGACAUCGGAACUCCUGGGAUGAUAAAGGGCAUCAAAGGACAUCCAGGAUUCAGGGGCGAUAAGGGUCUGAAAGGAUACAGAGGCCCCCGUGGAGAGAAGGGUGAGCCGGGCAUCCCUGGGACAACUGGAGAAAAGGGAGACCAGGGCCAGAAGGGGGAUAGAGGUCUGAUGGGGGAGCAAGGACCCAGAGGAGAGCCAGGAGCCAGAGGAAAGAUAGGGUUAAAAGGAUCUAUUGGACCAACAGGGGAAGUGGGACAUCGCGGUGUGGCAGGACUGCAUGGUCUGCCUGGAGAGCCUGGACUACCUGGACAAGUGCACAUCCUACCAGGCAUGCAGGGAGACUCAGGCAGCCGAGGACCCCCGGCCCCCUGCAGUUGCCCGAAGGUUCAAAGUCCACAGAGUCCGCUGGACAACGUCCUGAUGGUCUUUGUUGCUGAUGGAGAGAAAGAGAUGAGGCGGCUGCGGGCGGAGAACGUGAUGGUGCUGCGAACGGACAGAAGGGCUCUCUACAUCUAUACAGACUCCCAGUGGAUGAACGUCCUGGAGGGCCGCAGACACUGACACUUACCUCUGGGUGAUCCUUCCAAGCUGAUUGGUCGCUCAUCAGAUCAAAUCCUGCUCAUGCACGAUUUUGUUGGUUUUAAAGAUUUCAGUGAAUCCAGUUGAGAAUUUUUUCAUGCCUGGUAUUUUAUUUUAAAACAUGUUUUUUUUUUUUUUUGUUGUGUGUGUGUUUGAAAUUUUUAAAAUGAAUGUUUUGCUCACGUAAAAACGUGUGCAUCACAAUUGUAAAUUACAGCUGUUAACUCUCAGUUCAUACAAAGACAUAAAUAAAAAAACUUCACACUUAAACAAAAAUAGUUUUUCCUGAGAACAUUUGUGAAUGGGUGUCUGAUCAAUAGAGCAUGAAUCCAUACUCUGUUUAAC